Engraulis encrasicolus (European anchovy) is the source of this 1647-nucleotide messenger RNA. RefSeq names its product prohibitin 2b (gene phb2b). The record is from RefSeq and is a predicted model, not a curated record. The transcript has 10 exons. Gene Ontology annotation, biological process: mitochondrion organization. The coding region runs from base 180 to 1091 and encodes 303 amino acids. NCBI's taxonomy places the organism in Eukaryota, Metazoa, Chordata, Actinopteri, Clupeiformes, Engraulidae. Gene Ontology annotation, cellular component: mitochondrion; membrane.
AAUUUAAAGGUGCUGCAACGUGUGAAGCAAGUGCUUCUGAAGGUGGCCGCCCUUUGGUCCAAAAUUCAUCUGACCUCAGCGCUGUCCUCGGCUGACACUGCGAGUCCAGACUACAUCUCCCAAUAUGCUUUGCGGCAGCUCUACCAGCGUUCCUGCGACCUUGGACUUCCAGAGCAAGCAUGGCGAGUAAAGAGCCCAAUAGGUUUUUGCAGCACCUGCGUGACCUGACUGGUCGGCUGGCGGCUGGUCCGCGCGGCGCUGGCACCGGACUCAAGCUGCUACUGGGAGCCGGAGCCCUCGCAUACGCCGUCAAGGAAGCCACGUAUACAGUUGAGGGUGGGCAGAGGGCGAUCAUUUUCAACAGAAUCGGAGGGAUGCAGAUGGACACAGUUCUGGCUGAGGGACUUCACUUCAGGAUACCGUGGUUCCAAUACCCCAUCAUCUAUGACAUCAGAGCUCGACCCCGGAAGAUCUCCUCUCUCACAGGAAGCAAAGAUCUUCAGAUGGUGAACAUUGCUCUGCGUGUGUUGUCUCGUCCGAUGGCCUCCAAUCUGCCGGUGAUGUACCAGCAGCUGGGUAAAGACUACGACGAGCGCGUCCUGCCUUCCAUAGUCAAUGAGGUGCUCAAGAGUGUAGUGGCCAAGUUUAACGCAUCGCAGCUCAUCACUCAGAGAGCACAGGUGUCUCUGUUGAUCAGGAGGGAGUUGUUUGAGCGUGCUAAAGACUUCAACAUCAUCCUGGAUGACGUGGCCAUUACAGAGCUGAGCUUCAGCAAGGAGUACACAGCAGCCGUGGAGGCCAAGCAAGUUGCCCAGCAGGAGGCCCAGAGAGCUCAGUUCUUCGUUGAGAAAGCCAAACAGGACCAGAGGCAGAAGAUUAUCCAGGCAGAAGGAGAGGCAGAAGCAGCCAAGAUGUUGGGAGAGGCGGUGACUAAGAAUCCUGGCUACCUGAAACUGAGGAGGAUCCGAGCAGCUCAGAACAUUGCAAAGACGGUGGCCCAGUCCCAGAACCGAGUGUAUCUGAAUGCAGACAGUCUGGUGUUGAACCUUCAAGCCGACUCUUUCAACAAUUUGUCGCUGGGUAAGAAGUAAUGUGUGUAUGUGUGUAUGGCUUCUCAACGUUGGAGUCCGGCAAUCCAGCACCCUCUCGUGGACACGGAGCAGAUGACACUCACCCCCAGGAAACGCGCACACACACACACACACACACACACACAGGCAGACACGCACGCUAAUGCACUCAUUUUCCCGUCCUUUGCCAGUGCUGUUGUCUCCUCUACAUGGGGAUGACAUUGCGACACACAUCGUGUGUGUGUGUGUGUGUGUGUGUGUGUGUGUGGUCCUGGCCGUGCGGUCCAAUGAGAUGUGAUCAUAUGUGAUAUUAUGUUUGUGUUGCUCAGUAACAGGAAUGACCAGCUGAAAUGUAAUAUAAUAUAUACAUAACAGGAUGGCAAUGUAAUAUAUACGUAACAUAAGGCACUAAUGUUAAACAUGAUUAUUACGAUGUGGUAUGCCAUAAUAAGGCCUUCCUGACAUGACAUAUGGUGUGUAAUGUUAUGAUGCGUUAUAAAGGCUCUGAUUAUCAUUCGUUAUGUUCUGAUGGCUUCGGAUUACAGGACGACACAAUAAAUAUUGUUUUUUAUCUUAA